Xyrauchen texanus (razorback sucker) is the source of this 1844-nucleotide messenger RNA. RefSeq names its product POC5 centriolar protein homolog (Chlamydomonas) (gene poc5). The coding region runs from base 108 to 1823 and encodes 571 amino acids. The transcript is spliced from 13 exons. NCBI's taxonomy places the organism in Eukaryota, Metazoa, Chordata, Actinopteri, Cypriniformes, Catostomidae. The record is from RefSeq and is a predicted model, not a curated record. Gene Ontology annotation, cellular component: centrosome.
CAAUUUUAAACGGCGCUUUUUACUAUAGAUUUGGCAGGUCGACGGUUUUCGUAGUGUUAAAGGAGCUUUUCUAAGAUCAACACGUCCCUUUAAAACUCUCUCAGAAGAUGUCCUCAGAUGAAGGUGAGCGCAAUAGUCCUGAGCUACCAAGAGAUUCAGACAGGGGCAGCUCAGUUUCCUCUGAACUUCAGGAUGAAUAUGAAGAACUUCUUCGGUAUGCUGUUGUAACUCCCAAAUAUGACCCAAGUCUUCCAUCACUGCUAUUGAACACAUCUCAACUAUCCAAGAGUUCACAGCAUUCUACUAAAAUGGACACACCAGCUCAAACUCCUGCAGAUAAUGAAGCACACUCAAGCACUGAAGUGACACUGAUGAGGGCAACUCCUCCCUUAGAGGAACCCAGACCACCAAGUUACAUAUCUGAGGAUGAGAGCAUGGUAUCCAGGUCUGUUGCAUCUGAGGAAAGAUCGGAGAGGGCACAAACCAGAUCAGACAGAUCAGGACAGAGCAGCCCUGAUGCUCUGAUCACCGUCAUGUCUGAGAUGUUCAUCUCAGAGGAGAACCUGAACAAGAUGGAGAACAUUUUGGAAAUCUGGAGCACAAACCUUAAGAGUAAUGUGAUGAUGGAGCUGAGGAAGUGGAAACUGGCCAUUGUAGAGCAACACAGACUGGAGCUUAAAAAUGAGAGGGAGAAACAUGCAGCCCACAUGGCAGCUGUAAACGCUGAGAUGGACGGUCUCAAAGAUCUGCUCAACACCUACCAAAUCUCUAACCAGAGGAAAGAUGAGGUGAUAAUGAAUCUGAGCAGGGCGGUUGACAGGCAGAGAGAGAAACUGGAGCUGAUGAGGACUUUCACCCAUUGGAGGUUACAGCACAGUGCUGCUAGAGAGGAGGCUCAGCUUGGCAGGCUGGCCGAGCAGCACUAUAAUUUGAAGCUCAAGAGAAAGGUCUGGGCAGGCUGGCACUCACUCAUCCAGAAUAGGUGGCGAGAGGAUGUGGAGAGAGCAUGUUGUGCCAGGGCAGAGGACAUCUGCAUGCAGCUCUCUGCAGAGUAUGAGGCAAAGAUGGCACAGAAUGUAGAGGAGCUCCAGAAAGCUCAAGCUGAGAUUCAGAGGCUGCACACUGAGCGAGAGCAUUAUGAGGACUCUAUGAAGAAAGCUUUCAUGCGUGGGGUCUGUGCUCUGAACAUCGAAGCCCUUACCAUGUUUAACACUGGAGAAGCGGGUAGACUGGACCGUGAUGCUCCACCUCCAGGGGAUGAGCCAAGCAUCAGCUCAUUGGCCAAUCACACACAAAGGACUGUCUCAUCUGCACGGCUCAGUCCAAUUGUCAUGGAGACUCCAAUACAGCUGGCCUCCUCCAUCAGCAAUACAGAGGAUGUGGAGAUGGAGCAGUUUGUCUCUCAGCCUGGCUCAAGCACAGUUCCAAGAAAAGAAACUGUUCUUUCAACCACAGUGGUGAAAUCUACUGUACCACCAGUAGGCAGUACAACCUCUUUCAGACAGUUAAACUCUCGGAUAGUUACAGCUGGCAAGCAAAAAGCCUCUAAGAUGGUAACUGCUCGUUUGAAAGGGCGGGCAGAGCCUAACCGAGUGGGCCGGCCCCCUGGUACCCUGCAUCAUAUGGGCGUGGCCCCUCCUAUGAGUUCCAUCGUCGUGGAAAGACACCACCCUGUCACUCAGCUUACAGUUGGCCAAGCAACAGCAGCUAAAUUCCCUCACUCCGUUCUUCAGAGUCAGACUGUCUCCAGCAGGAAGAGCUCCUCCAGUCAGCCCAGAGGCCCCUCCACCUUUCACAUCCAGUCUAUCAAAGUAGUGGACUAACACACACACACACACACACAC